Cooperia oncophora is the source of this 453-nucleotide messenger RNA. The record is from the annotation of a GenBank genome assembly. Lineage: Eukaryota; Metazoa; Nematoda; Chromadorea; Rhabditida; Trichostrongylidae.
AUAUUCAAUCCUCCUGAAGCAGUCCUAGAACCAGGCGAUUUUGUUGAAGUUGAAGUGACAGCCACCGAUGCGCUAGGAAAUCGAAAUCAGUGCAAAUUUCAAGUGGCUUAUAUGCCCCAGCAAUGUUCACCGGAAUCGCUGUUAUCCGCCAAGCACGUGGUGAAAAAGUGCGCGAAGAAAGAUAAUGUUAUGCAAUGCACCAUAUCUUGUGAAGAAGGAUACCGUUUUGUGGACGAAGACAAGGUAGCAAAAGAGUUCAAAUGUGAAUCAGGCCGCUGGUCUCCUUCUGGUGUAGCUCCAUCGUGUGUCCCAGUGUCUCGAGAACCACGUCGCUACGAGCUAAAUGUUCUAUCAGUUCACUCCACACGCGCUCCCACGCUCGACACGCACACGCUCGCACACUCUUUAUCGAAGUUUCAUUGUUGGCAUUGUUUCGGGGUUAGAAGGUUGUAA